CAUGGUUAGACCUCUCUACGGGCGAUUUCUUCACGCAGUCGACCUCACCCCAAAUGCUCUCCUCCGCGAUAGCCAGGAUUGGCGCCCGGGAGAUCCUCGUGGACCAGGAGCUCCAGGAUCUGAUCGGACCGGACGUACAAUCGCUGGUCGGGUACGACCAUCGGCUGAUGACCUUUUUCAAAUUUCCCGAGAGAGCGAUGCCGAUCUCUGAAUGGCAGCCGUUACUGGAGGGGUCGGACGUGCCGACCGAGACAUUUACACCGGAGGAGAUAGCGGCCGGAUAUGGCCUUCUGGAGUACAUCAAAGUUCAGCUGCAGGGGUUAAACAUGAAGCUCCAGCCACCCCGCCGCCGACACCUGCACGAAUCGAUGGCGGUUGACCGGAAUAGCCUGAAAGGACUGGAGAUUCUCGAGACGUCGCGCGAUGGCUUUGGCAAGGGAAGCCUGCUUCACGCCGUGCGCCGCACCUCGACCAAAAGUGGAGCGCGCCUGCUGAGAGACCGUCUGACGUCGCCUUCAACCUCGCUGGAGGUCAUCAAUGAACGCCUUGACCUUGUGUCUACGUUCCUGGCGGACAGGGAGCUACGGGAACAUUUAAUCCGUCUACUUAAACAGAGCUAUGAUGCCCAGCGUUUGGUUCAGAAAUUCACCCUGGGACGCGGUGACGCGGACGAUCUCAUCUGUCUGUCUCGAGCGAUCGAAGCGGCGAAAGACAUAAAACAGGUGCUAUUGAGUGCCGUUCCCGACGAUCGCGACGGCGGGACAGGCUCCCCACAUACCGACGCCAGCCACAGUGCCCACGCCAUGAUUAACCGACUCCAUCUCGAAGGACCGGCCUCCCUGGCGGCCCAGAUCUUCGCAGCGAUCGACGAGGAAGGGCUCCAACAGAUACACCGAGCGGAGGAUCAGACCGCCUCGGAAGCCGCCCUCUUGGCCCAAGAAGUUGCGACCAACGAAGGCGACUCGGGAGACAUGAAUGCCCUGCCGAAGACUGUUAGACGGACCCGGGAACGAGCGGGGAUAGCGGCCGCCAACCCAAUGGCGAUCGACACGUGGAUCAUGAGGCGUGACGCCAGUGACGCUCUGCGGGAAUUGCACCAAGCAUUGGACAACCUGCAGGAUGAAAGCGUGGCGUUGACCCAGGAACUUCAGGACUCGGUCGGAUCCUCUGCGCUGACGUUGAAAUGGACCCCUGGACUGGGACACAUCUGCCAUGUCAAGGGUGCCAAGAUCUCCCAGGAGGCCCUGGAGGCGUUAGGGGUCACGCGAAAUGUUUCAUCCACCAAGUCCACUCGGUCUUUCUACUUACCCACGUGGACGGAACUGGGCGUCCGGAUAGACCAAGUCAAGGCGCAGAUCCGACAGGAGGAACAGCAGAUCUUCGAGCGCUUGCGCCGCGAGGUCAUUCUCAACCUCGUGAAAAUCCGACGGAACGCCGCCGUGAUUGAUGAGCUUGACGUGGCUUGCUCCUUUGCGACCUUGGCGCAAGAGCAGCGACUGGUUCGUCCGAUCCUCAAUGACGGGACGUCGCACCGCAUCGUGGGGGGCCGACACCCGACCGUCACCCUUGGGCUGGAAGAGCAGGGCCGGCGGUUCGUCAGCAAUGACUGUUUCCUGGGGGACACGGAGCGCGUCUGGCUAAUCACCGGGCCCAACAUGGCCGGGAAAAGCACGUUCCUGCGGCAAAACGCGUUGAUCACGGUUCUGGCGCAGGUCGGGUCGUUCGUCCCCGCGUCCUACGCCGAGAUUGGCAUCGUCGAUCAGAUCUUCAGCCGCAUCGGAGCAGCGGACGACCUCUUCCGCGACCAGUCCACCUUUAUGGUGGAGAUGUUGGAGACGGCCGCGAUCCUCCGCAACGCGACGCCCCGGUCCUUCGUCAUCAUGGACGAGGUCGGUCGCGGGACGACACCCGAAGACGGGACAGCCGUGAGCUUUGCGUGCCUGCACCACUUGCACUAUCACAACCGAAGUCGAACGCUGUUUGCGACCCACUUCCACGCCUUGUCAGAUAUGACGCGGGACUUUGAGGCUUUGGGCCGGUACUGUACAGACGUGAAGGAAACGGCUUCGGGGUCCUUCUCCUUUGUGCAUCGACUUCGGCGGGGAGUCAACCACCAGUCGCAUGCUUUGAAGGUGGCCCAGCUUGCCGGGCUUCCCCAGGCGACCAUCGCGUUGGCGCAGAGUGUGCGCGACCGGGUGGGCCACCGUAAUCAUCAUCUGUCCACGGCGGAGAGCCUCGAGAAAGCGACCGCCGAGGAUGCGCCUCCAAUUGCAGCGGCAGGGAACAAUGGAUAGCUAGCAGUAGGUGGGUAACUUUACCCCCGGAACAGUUAGACCCGUAGCUACACGUACCGAAUAAA
Molecule: messenger RNA, 2359 nt
Organism: Aspergillus campestris IBT 28561
Lineage: Eukaryota; Fungi; Ascomycota; Eurotiomycetes; Eurotiales; Aspergillaceae
Product: mismatch repair ATPase MSH1
Exons: 1
Coding region: 54-2294 (746 amino acids)
Biological process (GO): mismatch repair
Cellular component (GO): nucleus
Molecular function (GO): ATP binding; mismatched DNA binding; ATP-dependent DNA damage sensor activity
Source: RefSeq, a predicted model, not a curated record